Oncorhynchus keta (chum salmon) is the source of this 2001-nucleotide messenger RNA. Its product is annotated as L-rhamnose-binding lectin CSL1-like. Lineage: Eukaryota; Metazoa; Chordata; Actinopteri; Salmoniformes; Salmonidae. The record is from RefSeq and is a predicted model, not a curated record. Bases 237 to 1718 code for a protein of 493 amino acids. The transcript has 20 exons. Gene Ontology annotation, molecular function: carbohydrate binding.
UUACCGGGUUCACCCGGGGCGCAGGCCAGGGCAUUAAUAGAAUUCCCGAAAAGCAAAAUCGUCCCACGGCUGAAUGUAAUUGGGGACGUCUGCUAUAGGAUAUAUAAUCAUUAAUACCUGAGCACGCUCCUUUCAGAGACGCAGGAGAAACAAGCCAGCUCAGGGUGACCAUCUGUAACAUCUUACUUGUUACUACUACAACUGAACCAGCUACUACCAGACCUGUACCCAGCAUCAUGCUCCUUGUCAGACUGACUGCGUUCACCUUGCUGGCUGCAGUUUGCUGUACACUACCAGCUGCAGCGACGAGAGUGGUCACCUGUGACAAUGGAGAAAACGUCCAGUUCCUGAUCUGUGAUUCUGGAGUGAUCUUCAUUGAGAGAGCUCUGUAUGGAAGGACUGACGGAACCACCUGCAAAGAAGGACGACCUGCCAACCAGCUGACCAACACACAGUGUUCACAGACGGGCACCCUGGAGGUCCUCUCACACAGGUGCAAUGGGAAACAAGUGUGUGAAGUGAACACUGAAGUCUUCCGUACUUCUGACCCCUGUGUUGGAAUCUACAAAUACCUGGAAACCACCUACACCUGCCUCCCAGCAACACGCAGCAUCACGUGUGAAGGCUCUGAUGCUCUAUUAGAAUGUGAUGAAGGAAAGAUCCAGAUCCACAGUGCCAACUAUGGCCGCCGUGACCAGCUAGUGUGUUCCUUUAAUCGGCCCGCUAACCAACUAGCCAACACCAACUGCCUCAGCCAAUCCAUAACCACCAGUAAGGUGGCAGAGAGGUGUAAUGGGAAGAGCCAGUGUGACGUCCCGGCGUCCAACUCUCUGUAUGGAGAUCCCUGUGUAGGAACCUACAAGUACCUGGAUGUGGCUUACACCUGUGUCUUCCCUCCACAAAACCUGGGGUAUACCAACAAAGCCAAAACACAGGGAUAUUGGAGGCACGCUCCUUUCAGAGACGCAGGAGAAACAAGCCAGCUCAGGGUGACCAUCUGUAACAUCUUACUUGUUACUACUACAACUGAACCAGCUACUACCAGACCUGUACCCAGCAUCAUGCUCCUUGUCAGACUGACUGCGUUCACCUUGCUGGCUGCAGUUUGCUGUACACUACCAGCUGCAGCGACGAGAGUGGUCACCUGUGACAAUGGAGAAAACGUCCAGUUCCUGAUCUGUGAUUCUGGAGUGAUCUUCAUUGAGAGAGCUCUGUAUGGAAGGACUGACGGAACCACCUGCAAAGAAGGACGACCUGCCAACCAGCUGACCAACACACAGUGUUCACAGACGGGCACCCUGGAGGUACUCUCACACAGGUGCAAUGGGAAACAGGUGUGUGAAGUGAACACUGAAGUCUUCCGUACUUCUGACCCCUGUGUUGGAAUCUACAAAUACCUGGAAACCACCUACACCUGCCUCCCAGCAACACGCAGCAUCACGUGUGAAGGCUCUGAUGUUCAACUAGAAUGUGAUGAAGGAACGAUCCAGAUCCACAGUGCCAACUAUGGCCGCCGUGACCAGCUAGUGUGUUCCUUUAAUCGGCCCGCUAACCAGCUAGCCAACACCAACUGCCUGAGCCAAUCCAUAACCACCAGUAAGGUAGCAAAGAGGUGUAAUGGGAAGAGCGAGUGUGACGUCCCGGCGUCCAACUCUCUGUAUGGAGAUCCCUGUGUAGGAACCUACAAGUACCUGGAUGUGGCUUACACCUGUGGCUAAAUGAGAUCUUCUCUGAGGAACAUAGACCAGAGAGACCACUUGGAUAUCUUCCUCUUCAUUGGGUGGAUUUGUAUUUCUUGUCUUCUCUCCUCUGAAGUCUCAAUUGAGUGUAAAAUCUAUGUAAAUUCAAAAUGUGUAAAUCCCAUUGAUUGUGUAUUUCAUCAGGCAUAAUUUGUGUGUGAUAACCAUAAUGAGGCCCCUCUUGUGCUGCAACAAUGCACGGUCAGGAGGAAGCGUGGAGAAAUUAAACAUUAACCCCAAAAAUAAACUAUUCUUCAAAUAA